AUGACUGUGUUUCUAGGGGUCUACAAGGCCGUCUACGAUUAUGAGCCGCAGACAGAGGAGGAAUUGGCCGUCAGGGAGAACGAUAUGCUCUAUCUGCUGCAGAAAUCCGACGUGGACGACUGGUGGACGGUGAAGAAAAGGGUGAUUGGGUCGGAUGUGGAGGAACCUUCGGGGCUUGUGCCCUCGAAUUACAUUGAGGAGAGCCCCGUGAUUGGCCAAUGGAGGGCGCUGUACGACUACGACCAACCGCAGAACCCGGACGAGGAGUUGGCAUUCAAGGAGAAUGACACUUUCGACCUGUUUGACGCUCAGGACCCGGACUGGCUGCUGGUGAGGUCUCAGCGGGACGGCAGUGUAGGGUUUGUUCCAGGAAACUACGUGGAACCAUUGGCUGGUGCCGGUGCCGGCGCAGGUGCAGGUGCAGGUGCAGUCCCCAUAGCGGCGCCAGUGGCCGUUCCUACUACAGCGACGAACACUGCCCCGGCACAAACUGCUGCGUUCUUACCACCACCACAGCAUGCUGCAAGAGAUAAAUAUGUUGCCGAUUCUGUGAGGAAUCCAACCGAGGCGACCGGAGGACCAGAUAGGGAGGAAACUCCACCUCCAAAACCAACGAGACCCGUCGCACAAGAUCCAGCUUCCCCGCAUGACGAUCGUCACGGAGAUAGUCGGGCUGGUGACGACUUGAGAGCGAGGGCGCGUAACAGAAUGUCGUAUGAUGCCGAUGAUGCCGAUGCCGGGGGUUACCACGACCCACGCGGGUCGAUGCCCGCAGCUGGCGGUAGGGGUGCUCGUGGGGACAGAAGAAGCAGUGACGAGUAUGACGGUGGGUCGUACCAGACAUGGAAUAUCCAAGAGAUUGAGGGCCGCAAGAAACAUAAGGCGAAAUUGUCCGUGGGCCACAAUAAGAUCAGCUUCAUUCCGAACAAGGGCUCGCCGCAGGAAUGGAGUAUUGACAAGCUCGUCUCGUACGAUAACGAAAAGAAGCAUGUGUUCUUGGAGUUCAUCGACCCGUAUAAGAACAUAGAACUGCAUACUGGGAAUAACGACACCUCUAAAGAGAUCAUGGCUGUCCUUGGCGAGUACAAAGGUGCUCAAAAGGGCGCCGGCUUGAAGGAGGUAGAGAUGGCGUCGAAACCGAGAAGAAGGGCUAGGAUCAUGUUCGAUUUUAUAGGGGAAGCAAACGACGAAUUGACAGUCAAGGAGGACGACGCAGUAUACAUCAUCAACGAUAAAAAAUCUAAGGAUUGGUGGAUGGUCGAGCUUGUCAGUACGGGAGAGCGAGGGGUUGUCCCAGCACAGUUCGUAGAGAUUGUAAAGAGCAAGGACGACCAAGGAUCUGGGUUCUUCAACUCGAUCAGAAAAAUGUCCAGAAGCGCAAUGAACAAGUCACCAGCGAAGGGCUCGGAGCACAUUAACCGCAGGUCAUCCGAUGCUGCUCUAGGUGGGGACUGGAAGGACGAUGCGGAUCAAGAAAUAUCCACAGAUAAAAAAUCAAGAAGUAGACUAUCGUCAUUCUCACACAGAAAGAAACGGUCCUCAUCCAUGAGCAAAGAGAGUGGGUCCUCGAAGAAGAACUUCCCAGACCCCAAAAAAUCUCGUCUGUGGGUCGAUAGAAGUGGGACUUUCAAAGUCGAGGCUCAAUUCAUCGGCUCGGCAGAUGGGAAGAUUCACUUGCACAAAUCCAACGGUGUUAAGAUCGCCGUGGCUGCCAACAAGUUAUCGAACGACGACUUAGUCUACGUGGAGAGGGUGACAGGAUUCAGCCUGGACAAGUACAAGGCAACUUCCGGGAGAAGCCGCGCUGGGUCCUCGUCUAACGGCAGAGACCCAAGAGAGGUCGAGCGCGAGAGAAGAAGACGCCUAAGGGAUCAUGAGGAGAAGGAACGGGACAGAAGAGUACGGGAGCGGGAGUUAGAUGAGUUAAGGAAGGCGAGAGAACUGUUGGAUGAAGAAAGGCUCAGAAUACAGGAGGGGAAGGAACUACCACCAGCGAAACCACCCAGACCAGGCUCUACAGGUGGCGCAGGUAUGAAACGUUCUGGCUCCACGAAGAAGAGUGGAGAACAAUACGACUGGUUUGAAUUAUUCUUGAGUUCUGGUGUCGAUGUGGGUAACUGUCAAAGGUACACCAUCAAUUUCGAAAGAGAACAAAUCACUGAAGAUAUGAUGUCAGAUAUCAACCAGUCAAUGCUACGGACGUUGGGUCUACGCGAAGGUGAUAUCGUCAGGGUGAUGAAAUACCUGGACAACAAAUUUGGUAGAGAGGGUCAACAGACUGGUUCAGCGACCGGCGGUAACAUGUUUUCGCAGCCGGACGGCUCCUUGCGUGUAGACGCUGCAGCGAUGACCGGCACGCAACCGAAUGUCGCACAACAAUUGUUGCCACAGGCCACAGCACCAGCUGCAUCUUCGGCACUUCUUGACGACGAUGGUUGGACAGCGAAACCGGCUGCCAGAUCUCAGCCCGACUUGAGUGGCAAGAAUACUGAAUUCACAGGGUCCAUGCAAGACUUAUUGGACCUGGAACCCCUGGAGCCAAAGAAGGCGCAAUCAUCCAACGACCAAACGAACCUUCCAAACGCAGCCCCAGAACCGAAUUUGAAAGACUUGCAACCUGUAAGAACAGGCACCUUUAUUGCACCAACAAAUACAGGUGGACCUCAAAACUUGAUUCCAUUGGAUCCCUUCAAAACAGGUGGUAACAAUAUUCUACCUAUGGCUACGGGGAUUUUCAUGAUGCCAUUUAAUACAGGAGGGAUGAUGCCAAUGCAAAGAACAGGUGGAAUGCCUCAAACUACUUUUAGCACGCAAUUGACUGGCGGGAUCUUACCAGUACAGAAAACUGGUAACGGUUUAAUCCCUAUUGCAACAACCGGUGGUCCAAUUCCUCAGACAACAUUUGGUGCUCAGAGUACAGGGAACUUGAUUCCUUUACAAAAGACAGGUGGUCUGCUACCGGUUUCUAUGACUGGUGGAGCCAUUCCUCAAACCACAUUUGGUUUACCUCCAUUAGGAUCCGUUCUGCCUGUUCAAAGAACGGGAGGCGGUCUUGUUCCUAUGAAUACAACAGGGGGUGGUAUGCCCCUGCAAAUGACAGGUGGUAUGCCACAGACCAGUUUUGGUACCCAACUUACUGGCGGGGCUAUGCCUAUGACUAGCUUUGGAAAUCAACUGACAGGUAAUGCCAAUAUGAAUAUGAUGCCGCAAACAACAUUUGGCAAUCAAUUAACGGGUGGUGCAAAUAUGAUGGGUCAAGCACCACAAACUUCGUUCAACACAAUGCAACAGCCAAUGAUGCAACAACAACCCAUGGUUCAGCAGCAGCCUAUGGUUCAGCAGCAACCGAUGAUGCAACAACAACCGAUGCAGAUGACAGGUGGGGCGUUACCCCUACAAAGAACAGGUGGUUUCCAACCUCAGUCGCAGUUUGGUGUGGUAUUGCAGAGAACUGGUGGCGUGGCCCCCAUCGCUCAAAACCAAUUUACUGGAGGUGUUAUGCAACAACCUCAAAUUGGGAAUGCUGCUGUCACAGGUAUAAGCCAGGGUUUGCAGAACACGUUCAUAUCUCAACCCCAACCGAUGCAACAGCAGCAGCAGCAGCAGCCCUUGCAAACACAACCAACUGGGUUUGGGUUUGGUAAUGGCCCUGGUCAGCAGCAGCAGCAGCAGCAGCAGCAGGGACAGGCUAAUUUAAUGAAUGCCAGUGUCGCUAAUCCAUUUGGCUUUGCCUAA
Messenger RNA from Huiozyma naganishii CBS 8797, 3735 nucleotides. RefSeq names its product cytoskeletal protein-binding protein SLA1 (gene SLA1). The transcript has a single exon. Bases 1 to 3735 code for a protein of 1244 amino acids. Gene Ontology annotation, biological process: actin cortical patch assembly; regulation of actin filament polymerization. Gene Ontology annotation, cellular component: nucleus. The record is from RefSeq and is a predicted model, not a curated record. Gene Ontology annotation, molecular function: identical protein binding; cytoskeletal protein binding; ubiquitin binding. Lineage: Eukaryota; Fungi; Ascomycota; Saccharomycetes; Saccharomycetales; Saccharomycetaceae.